CCAAAACCAGCACUGUGCCCUUGCCGCCUUCUUCUAUAUCAGUUUUCAGCCUCCUUUGCGGGAAUUCUCUGAAUUGUGCUGAAGGGUUGCCAUUCAGCUUCGAGGUUUCUGGGCGCCUUUUGUUUUUACGAUCCUUGAUUCGCAGCAAUGGGAAGAGCAAAAAAAGCACCUAAAGUUGCUCGCAUGAAGAAGAUGGUCACUCAAAAAGCUAUUAAAAACUACAAGGAGCAAGUUUUGAACCCAAACAGGAAAGACCUGACCAAGGAAAAGCUCCCCAGAAACGUGCCGAAUGUUUCUUCUGCCCUUUUCUUUACACACAAUACCUCCUUGGGACCGCCUUAUCGUGUUUUGGUUGACACCAACUUCAUCAAUUUCUCCAUUCAGAACAAAUUGGACCUGGACAAGGGAAUGAUGGACUGCUUAUAUGCGAAAUGUACUCCUUGCAUCACAGAUUGUGUGAUGGCUGAGCUUGAAAAGUUGGGCACCAAAUACCGGGUGGCUCUGAGGAUUGCUAAGGAUCCUCGUUUUGAAAGAUUGCCGUGUAUUCAUAAAGGAACUUAUGCUGAUGACUGUAUUGUUGAGAGAGUUACACAGCACAAAUGCUUUAUUGUUGCUACAUGUGAUCGGGACUUGAAGCGAAGGAUUCGUAAGGUUCCUGGUGUGCCGAUCAUGUAUAUCACUCAGCACAAGUAUUCAAUAGAACGACUUCCUGAAGCAACUAUUGGUGGAGCUCCAAGAUUUUGACAUUAUAGUAGCAGUGGUCUCCGAAUUCUAUUUUGUACGAGAUGUCAGGCUUCAAGAUAGUUGAUCCUAUGUAGCAAGCACUACUCCCAGUGUUUCAUUUAUCUUUUUUCCUUUUUAACAUAGUGCAUGCCUUUGGUAGUUGAUUUUAAUGGGUGAUAGUAUGAGAGGUGUUUACAAUUCUAGCUUUUUUAAUGACAAUUGUAUCUGAGUUUGCUAAUGUCCCCACAUUCUUCAUCCACCUCUCAAAAACUCAUUUUAAUCUUCAGUAAAACAGGCUUAAUUAUUCUCCUUUC
Molecule: messenger RNA, 1037 nt
Organism: Hibiscus syriacus
Lineage: Eukaryota; Viridiplantae; Streptophyta; Magnoliopsida; Malvales; Malvaceae
Product: rRNA-processing protein FCF1 homolog
Exons: 8
Coding region: 148-744 (198 amino acids)
Cellular component (GO): small-subunit processome; nucleolus
Source: RefSeq, a predicted model, not a curated record